Molecule: messenger RNA, 2178 nt
Organism: Colletotrichum phormii
Lineage: Eukaryota; Fungi; Ascomycota; Sordariomycetes; Glomerellales; Glomerellaceae
Exons: 1
Coding region: 213-1913 (566 amino acids)
Source: RefSeq, a predicted model, not a curated record
CUUGAAGAGCCGCCUGGAGCAGCAGAAAAGAGUCAUGGACACGUCGCUCAUUGUCCGUAUCCUCGAGCAAGCUGGCACCUCUGGCCAACUGAACGCCGACUCCUUUGUCAAACUCGAUCAAGGCCAGAGAGACUUUGUCGCCGAGUACGCUCGAGGCGCCAAGGCGCUCGAAGACCUCGUGAAGGCGGAAUCUCAGCUGACUCGAGACCACAAUGCUGCCGAGCACGCCAAGCUGCACGACGCCAUGUCACGUCAAGAAGAGUCUAGGCUGGACAAAGAGGCAUGCAAAGCGCUGCCUUGAUAGCCUCAACUAUGAUGGGAUGAACGACAGACAAAGCACCAUCAAGCCCAGGCACAAUCAGACUUUUGACUGGAUCUUUAAGGACAUAGACGCAGGCCGGUCUUCAGACAUGUUGCAAGCUGGACAAUAUCCCCAAUCGUCUGGCAACCUUGGCCUUUCCGAGGAAGUCCAAGGAUCGGACAACCAGAGCGCCUCUGGACACGUCCACGAUGCUGACAGAAAAAGCCCCUUAUCUGGCCAAGAGGGAGCAUUCAUCCGAUGCCUCCGAGCGGACGCGCGCCGUCUAUUCUGGAUCAGCGGAAAGCCAGGCUCUGGGAAGAGCACUUUGAUGAAGCUGAUCCGAUAUGACCAACGAACGGCCAACGCCUUGGAGAAGUGGCGGCCCAAGCCGAGAAUCAUCUCCCAUUUUCUGUGGAAAGCCGGCAGCCAAAGCCAAAACAGCUUCCGGGGUCUUCUCUGCUCUCUUCUUCACCAGGUCUUGCACAAUGAUCAACACCUCAUCGCCCAGUUCAUUGGGGAGAAUCGCGGGCUCACGUACAAGAACAGCGAAACCGACUGGUCACUUGAGGAACUCAAGGUGCUCCUGUUCAAAGGUAUCCGAAACGCAGAUCGGGGGUAUCUGGUUCUCCUCGAUGCCCUCGACGAAGUCGAUAGACGAGACGAAGGUCUAGACCAGCUUCUGAAUUUCGUACACGAACUCGAAGCAGAGAGUCAGGUCAAACUCUGUGUCUCCAGCCGUGCCGAGCGCCCCUUCGACCUAAGAUUCGACAACGAGUCGAGGCCGAGACUCCGCAUGGAGCAUCUCACAUACCAAGACAUCAAGAAUUACACACACGACUUUCUCAAAAACACCGGGCUCGACUCCCCAGACUUGCUGCAAAAGAUUUCCGAGGAAAUUCUAUGGAAGGUCGAGGGCGUCUUUAUCUGGGUGUACCUCGUUCUAGCGGACGUCAAGCUUGGCAUUACCAACUUCGCAGAGGAUUGGGACGAGAUUUAUCAGCGCAUCACCAUCUUCCAGCCGGAUCUCAUGAAGCUGUACAGGGACAUGUGGCACCGGCUAGACGGCCGUCGCGAGGUCCACGUCGCGCGAGCGGCCAAGUACUUCAGUCUAGUUCGGAUGCUGUUGACUUACGGGAGAUUCAGGAGUCACUGCUGCGUUCUCACAUUGGCGAUCGCAUCAGAUGACGCUAUUCUGGGCGUCUUCUCGGCGUCGAACGAACUGCCGCUGUUACCAGAAGUGUUGCAAAGAUGCGAGCAUAUCCAAAAGACCCUGUCACCGACGUGUGCUGGGCUUCUGGAGAUGGAAGACGGCUGGGGAGCCGUCGUGGAGGGCGCGACGGACCAGCAAAGACUGGCUGCUUGGGACGAAGUUCGCAUCAGAUUCACCCACAAGACUGCACUGGAGUUCCUUGACAGCGAUGAGGGGCAAGCGCUGUUCCAAUCUUUUGCUCCGGACUCUGAGGAAACGGUCUUCAGGUGCGUCAAGGCGGUGCUCAUCAUCCAAUUUCUGCAUGGUGCUGGCAACCGUGCUUUCACGCAAGUCGCAGACUCGAUGUGGCAACUGAAAGAGUCCUGUGAACAACUGAAAGAAGGGUUCCAGCCAUCUGUUUGAACUUUGUCUCAAGUCCGAAAGGUUUGAUUUUCCGAGACAGUCUUGGAGUUUUUGGUGAAAGUGAUCUUCGUCCCUCUGAAAAGAGAAACCCUCUUCGUAUCAAUAAAGAAGCUCGGGAAGUGAACAGAACAGGAAACCGAAAAGGUUCUUUGAGCAUCUCUCUCCUCAACUCCGCUCGUUGACCAAAAUGCAACCUACUGACCAACCUGUCCAUAGCCCGCCAUGUUUUUGAACCACAGUUAUCAGCUACUUUGGUUUAUGCGUG